AUGAGGAGGUUUGGCUACUGCCGGGUGGUGCUGGCCACGUCCCUGCUCUGGGUGCUGCUGGACGUCUUCUUGCUGCUCUACUUCAGCGAGUGCAACAAGUGCGACCGGCCCAAGGAGCGCUCCCUGCUCCCGGCGCUGCGCGCCGUUAUUUCCCGGAGCCAGGAGGGCCCGGGGGAGAUGGGCAGGGCCGUGCUCAUUCCCAAGGAGGAGCAGGAGAAGAUGAAGGAGCUGUUCAAGAUCAACCAGUUCAACCUCCUGGCCAGCGACCGCAUCGCCCUGAACCGCAGCCUGCCCGACGUGCGGCUGGACGGGUGCAAGAGCAAGGUGUACCCGGAGGAGCUGCCCAACACCAGCGUGGUGAUCGUGUUCCACAACGAGGCCUGGAGCACGCUGCUCCGCACCAUCCACAGCGUCCUGGAGCGCUCCCCGCCGCGCCUGCUGGCCGAGAUCGUCCUGGUGGAUGAUGCCAGCGAGAGAGAGUUCUUGAAGGCGUCCUUGGAGAAUUACGUGAAAAAGCUGGAAGUGCCCGUCACAAUCCUGCGGAUGGAGCAGCGCUCGGGGCUGAUCCGGGCGCGGCUCCGAGGGGCAGCGGCUUCCCGGGGCCAGGUGAUCACAUUCCUGGAUGCCCACUGCGAGUGCACCCUGGGCUGGCUGGAGCCUCUGCUGGCCAGGAUCAAGGAGGACAGGAAAACCGUGGUGUGUCCCAUCAUCGACGUGAUCAGCGACGACACCUUCGAGUACAUGGCGGGCUCGGACAUGACCUACGGGGGCUUCAACUGGAAGCUGAAUUUCCGCUGGUAUCCCGUGCCCCAGAGGGAGAUGGAUCGCCGGAAAGGGGACCGCACCCUGCCCGUCAGGACCCCAACUAUGGCUGGUGGCCUGUUUUCUAUUGACAGGAACUACUUUGAAGAGAUAGGAACUUACGAUUCGGGAAUGGAUAUCUGGGGUGGCGAGAAUCUUGAAAUGUCCUUUAGGGUGUGGCAGUGCGGCGGCUCCCUGGAGAUCGUCACCUGCUCCCACGUGGGCCACGUGUUCCGCAAGGCCACCCCCUACUCCUUCCCGGGGGGCACCGGCCACGUCAUCAACAAGAACAACCGGCGCCUGGCCGAGGUGUGGAUGGACGAGUUCAAGGAUUUCUUCUACAUCAUCUCCCCCGGGGUGGUGAAGGUGGAUUACGGAGACGUUUCCGUCAGGAAAGCUCUGCGGGAGAGCCUGGGGUGCAAGCCCUUCUCCUGGUACCUGGAGAACAUCUACCCCGACUCGCAGAUCCCGCGGCGCUACUACUCCCUGGGAGAGAUCAGGAAUGUUGAAACCAACCAGUGCUUGGACAACAUGGGCCGCAAGGAGAACGAAAAAGUAGGAUUUUUCAACUGCCACGGCAUGGGAGGGAACCAGGUGUUUUCCUACACGGCGGACAAGGAGAUCCGUACGGAUGACCUGUGCCUGGACGUGUCGCGCCUCAACGGCCCCGUGCUGAUGCUCAAGUGCCACCACCUGAGGGGCAACCAGCUCUGGGAGUACGACGCCGAGAAGCUCACCCUGAGGCACCUGAACAGCAACCAGUGCCUGGCGGAGCCAUCGGAGGAGGAUCGGCUGGUUCCCACCAUGCGGGAAUGCGGGAGCGGCCGCUCCCAGCAGUGGCUGCUGCGCAACAUGACCCUGGGAGCCUGA
Pseudopodoces humilis (Tibetan ground-tit) is the source of this 1671-nucleotide messenger RNA. The record is from RefSeq and is a predicted model, not a curated record. NCBI's taxonomy places the organism in Eukaryota, Metazoa, Chordata, Aves, Passeriformes, Paridae.